Vidua chalybeata is the source of this 4145-nucleotide messenger RNA. It is a transcript of the gene HIP1R, whose product is annotated as huntingtin interacting protein 1 related. Gene Ontology annotation, cellular component: clathrin-coated vesicle; actin cortical patch. Gene Ontology annotation, biological process: actin filament organization; endocytosis; clathrin coat assembly. The coding region runs from base 100 to 3243 and encodes 1047 amino acids. The transcript is spliced from 32 exons. The record is from RefSeq and is a predicted model, not a curated record. Lineage: Eukaryota; Metazoa; Chordata; Aves; Passeriformes; Viduidae. Gene Ontology annotation, molecular function: phosphatidylinositol-3,4-bisphosphate binding; clathrin light chain binding; phosphatidylinositol-3,5-bisphosphate binding.
GGUCGCUCCUGCCCGGAGCGCGGAGCCCCGAGCGCGGAUACCGGAGCGCGGAUACCGGCGCCUGGAUACCGGAGCGGGGAGCUCCCAGCGCGGCCCACCAUGAACAGCAUCAAGAGCGUGCCGGCGCGGGUGCUGAGCCGCCGCGGCGGGCACAGCCUGGAGGCGGAGCGGGAGCAGUUCGACAAGAGCCAGGCCAUCAGCAUCAGCAAAGCCAUAAACACACAGGAAGCACCAGUGAAGGAGAAACAUGCCCGCCGGAUCAUCCUGGGGACACACCACGAGAAGGGAGCAUUCACCUUCUGGUCCUACGCCAUCGGGCUGCCCCUGCCCAGCAGUGCCAUCCUCAGCUGGAAGUUCUGCCACGUCCUGCACAAGGUCCUGCGCGACGGCCACCCCAACGUUCUCCAGGACUGCCAGAGGUACCGCAGCAACAUCCGAGAGACGGGGGACCUGUGGGGCCAUUUGCACGACAGGUACGGGCAGCUGGUGAGCAUCUACACACGGCUCCUGCUCACCAAGAUCUCCUUCCACGUCAAGCAUCCCGAGUUCCCCCCGGGCCUCGAAGUGUCGGAUGAGGUGCUGGAAAAGACUGCAGGGACGGAUGUGAACAACAUCUUCCAGCUGACGGUCGAGCUGUUUGACUACCUGGACUGUGAGCUGAAGCUGUCGGAGUCAGUUUUCAGGCAGCUCAACACCUCCAUGGCCGUGUCGCAGAUGUCGGCGGUGCAGUGCCGCCUGGCCCCCCUCAUCCAGGUCAUCCAGGACUGCAGCCACCUCUACCACUACUCCGUCAAGUUAAUGUUCAAGCUGCACUCCUGUCUGCCGGCCGACACCCUGCAGGGCCACCGGGACCGCUUCCACGAGCAGUUCCGCAGCCUUAAAAACUUCUUUAGGAAGGCAUCUGAGAUGCUGUAUUUCAAGCGGCUCAUCCAGAUCCCUCGGCUGCCGGAGAGCCCCCCAAACUUCCUGCGGGCGUCCGCGCUGGCCGAGCACGUGAAGCCGGUCGUUGUCAUCCCCGAGGAGGCCCCCGAGGAUGAGGAGCCAGAGAACCUCAUUGAGAUCAGCACAACUUCCACCACGGAGCCGCAGAUCACCUCGGAUCUGUUUGAGCAAACCUUCGGGCCGCCCAACGGCGUUUGGGAUGACAGGGAUGCUCAGAUCGAGAGCCUGAAGAAGGAGGUGGAAACGCUGCGUGCAGAGAUGGAGAAGAUUAAGCUGGAGGCACAGCGCUACAUCACCCAGCUCAAGGCACAGGUGAACAGCCUGGAGGGAGAAGUGGAGGAGCAGCGCAAGCAGAAGCAGAAGGCGCUGGUGGACAACGAGCAGCUGCGGGAUGAGCUGGAGAGGCUGCAGAGGGUGAAGCAGGACAGUGACAGGUCACAGCGGCUCUGCGCCGAGGCCGAGAAGAAAGCCAACGCCACUGAGAUCCGCUACACGAAGCUGAAGGAGAAGCACAGCGAGCUCAUCAACACCCACGCCGAGCUCCUGAGGAAGAACGCUGACACUGCCAAGCAGCUGACAGUGACACAGCAGAGCCAGGAGGAGGUGGCACGUGUCAAGGAGCAGCUGGCAUUUCAGGUGGAGCAGGUCAAGCGAGAGGCCGAGAUGAAGCUGGAGGACCAGAGCAUGCAGAUGGAGCAGCUGAGGCAGGAGCUGGACGCCCGUCGGGACGAGCUGGAGCAGGCGCAGCGCUCGCUCAGCCACGCCAAGCAGGCAGGUGUGGAGCUCAGUGCCCAGGUGGAUGCUCUGCACUCCGAGAAGGAGGUGCUGAGGCGGUCGGUGAGCGAGAAGGAGUGUGAGCUGCUGUCCACACGGGGCCUCAUCCAGGAGAAGGAGCUGCAGCUGAGCCAGGAGGCAGACAAGGCCACAAGGGAGAUCCGAGAGCUCCAGGGCAGGCUCCUGGAGAAGAGCAACCAGGAGCAGAGCCUGCAGCAGAAGCUGCUGGAUGAGCAGUUUGGAGUCCUGCAGGAGACAGUGAGAGAAGCCCAAGCCAUCCUCCGUGAUGCCAUGGCCAAGCUGGAUGACCCCCUGCACCUCCGCUGCACCAGCUCCCCAGAUUACCUGCUGAGCCGGGCGCAGGCGGCGCUGGAGUGCACGGAUGCCCUGGAGAAGGGGCACGCGCAGUACGUGGCCUCCAUGGCAGAUGCUGCGGGGCUGGUGGGGGCUCUGGCCCUCUUUGCACACCUGACAGGUGACACCAUCGUCAACGGCAGCGCCACCUCCCACCUGGCCCCCACGGACCACGCUGACCGGCUGACGGAGACGUGCCGGGAGUGCGGCCAGCGGAGCCUGGAGUACCUGGACCAGCUGAAGGACAGGCAGAGGCUGGGCAGUGCCGAGCUGGGGGGUGUGCGGGAGGCGCUGCGAGGGGUCCUGCAGCUGGCCCAGGAGCUGAGACCCAAGAGCCUGGACAUCAAGCAGGAGGAGCUGGGGGACAUGGUUGAGAAGGAGAUGGCCUCCACCUCUGAGGCCAUCGAGGAUGCUGUCAGGAGGAUAGAGGAGAUGAUGAGCCAGGCCAGGAACGAGAGCUCUGGGGUUAAGCUGGAAGUGAAUGAGCGGAUUCUGAACUCCUGCACAGAUCUAAUGAAGGCUAUCAGACUUCUUGUAACAACAUCUACGAACCUACAGAAGGAGAUAGUGGAAAGUGGCCGGGGGGCAGCAACAACUCAGGAGUUUUACGCCAAGAACUCGCGCUGGACCGAAGGGCUGAUCUCUGCCUCCAAGGCCGUGGGCUGGGGAGCCACACAGCUCGUGGAGUCUGCAGACAGGGUUGUCCUGCACACAGGGAAGUACGAGGAGCUGAUCGUCUGCUCCCACGAAAUCGCUGCCAGCACAGCCCAGCUGGUGGCUGCCUCCAAGGUGAAGGCUGAGAAGAGCAGCAGGAACCUGGCCAGGCUCCAGGAGUGCUCGCGCAACGUCAACGAGAUGGCAGCAAACGUGGUGGCUUCCACCAAGUCAGGGCAAGAGCAGAUAGAGGAGAAAGACACCAUGGACUUCUCGGGCAUGUCCCUCAUCAAGCUGAAGAAGGAAGAGAUGGAAACACAGGUGAAGGUGCUGGAGCUGGAGAAGCGGCUGGAGGGCGAGCGGGUCCGUCUGGGCGAGCUGAGGAAGCAGCACUACGUCCUGGCCGGGGGCUGCGAGGACGCGCCGGAGGACGGGGAGGCCAGGCCGGCGCCGGCGCCGCGACGAGGGAUCCUGAAGAAACCCCCCAUUGCCCAGAAACCCGGCCUGGGGGAGCCCUAGCGAGCCCCCGGCCCCACGCUCCGCGUUGCCUUCGCGCUGCUGUGCCUUCACGCGCGGGGUCUCCUCAGCGCCCGGCCUGGAAACAAUCCCAAACUGGAUGUUUUCUUGAGGAACAGAUUUUAUUUUUUGUUUUCCUUUUUUCUGAACUGUAGAGUGGCGGGGCUCCUGCGCUCCCCGGGCACCGCUGAGUGCUCUGCUCCUCAUCCUCCUUCUCCUCUUCCUCUUCUUCUCUUCCUUCUUCUUCUUCUCUUCCUUCUUCUUCUCUUCCUCCUCUUUUUCCUCCUCCUCCUCGCCUGCCAACCGGUUCUUCCUGUUUAAUUUAAUUUGGGGUUCAUUUGGGUUAAUUUUUAUUUUUUUUUAAGGACUUUAUCAGCACUAGAAGUUUUCAGUAAAUGUAGCUCUACUGUACUGCUCAGACCCUUUCCAAGAACUGUGAACUGGUUUUACAGUAGGAAACUGGUGGACUUUUCUUGAAACCAUUUUUUUUAAUUCCCCUUUUUCCAGCCUGAGGAAUAUUUGACUUCAUUUUGGCGUGGGAUCAGCCCUCAGCAGGAAGGGAAAUGUUUGCCUUCCCCAACAUGUGGAGCAGGGCUUUUGUUAGGGAAAAGCAGUUACCACAAACUGGCAAUAAGGAUACAAACGUUUUUAUUUUUUUUUCCCUUUUCUAUUUUUUAUUACUACAGCAAUGUCAAGGGAUCAGUUGCAUUAUGUUUUAUAUUUAAGAUAAUUAGCAGAAUUAAAUCUAACUGUGGCCUACGGGAGCCAGGGACUAGAGAAGUCUGCAGCAGUAAGGAAUUGCUGAUGUGGAGAGAUGCGGGGGCAGAAUCAAAAUCCUGUCAGCUGUGUCUUCCCUUGGAGCAACUACCAGGAUGUAGAUUAUUAAAGGAGCAAUAUUUAAAAUA